GAGACGUUCGUGCAAGAAGGCGCCGUCAUCUUUGAUCGGGUGGGCCCAGUAUCGAUCCUCGGCAGCGGUGGGAAGAAGGUAGCAGGUGGGCCGGGUGCCGCAGCCUCCGGUCGCAGCUCUGCCUCCCUGUCGUCCCGCCGCGGGCCCACCAUGCCGCAGUACCAGACCUGGGAGGAGUUCAGUCGCGCGGCCGAGAAACUCUACCUCGCUGACCCGAUGAAGGCACGUGUGGUUCUCAAAUAUAGGCAUUCCGAUGGGAGUUUGUGUAUGAAAGUAACAGACGAUUUAGUCUGUUUGGUGUACAGGACAGACCAAGCUCAAGAUGUGAAGAAGAUUGAGAAGUUCCACAGUCAACUGAUGCGACUCAUGGUAGCCAAGGAAUCCCGCAGUGUUGCCAUGGAAACGGACUGACUGGUUUGCAACACAGCCUGUUUACCACAUUUGUAGGAAGUAAAUCUCCUGAAUUGAGAAAGUGUUGUGGCAGAAAAUACUUUAUGUAAUAACUUAGUGGGCUAUUCAGAAGCUGAAAGGUCAUUUUUUUUUUUUACUUUGUCUUUUAAUGUUUACUUUAGCAAGCCAGGAAUAUAAAUGAUUUCAGUUAGAAAGCCUUUAUUUUUGGAAAUUGAACAAGAAAGUUGGCUCUCUUAGAAGCUUUCUGCAGAUUCUUUGAUGCUGGGCAAAAUAUUAUUUCUUUUAGUAAGUUUGUAUCAAUCAUUUGAAAAUGAUAUCAAGAAAAGCCUAUUUAUUUUCUCCAUCUUUAAAAGAAAUUAAAUGUAACCAUUUUGUUGGAUUGAUCGGUUCCUUUUGGGGCACAAAAUGUGUGCGGUCAGUGACCAGCAAAUCCCAAGUGCGGUGACCAGAGUUAACCUCACCCUGCAGGACCUGCCGUGUCCGUGUCCGGCAGUGUGGUCUCAGCUGUGUCUGAGAGUAACUAUGGAACUGUGCUUUACCUUGGACUUGCCACAUUUCAACUGUAUUUUGAAUAUAAGGACUUCAUAGUAGCAUUAGCUCGUUGAGCAGACUUUGCGUCUAGCUUUCAGAGCUCAAAACACAUGAACACAGCGAUCACUGACCGGCCGAUGUCACUGUGUUCUGGAACGUUGGUCACCGGCUCCCCAAGCAGCCUGUCGGAGGGGCCAUGGACUGCGCGUACUGUUAACCCUUUGCAGCCCAUUCAGCCCCCGCCCACUCUCUCUGCCUAACCAGGGUGUCGAGCACAGCUGCACAGCUGUUGUGUUAUCCGUGAAACCGCGAGUAUAUUGCUUGAUAUUUAUCUUAUGUCUGUAACCUGAAUUCCACCACCUAAGUGUAACGUUCACACGUUGAUUCCUGCAUUAAAAUAUUCUUGUUAGGAAGUUGUCCUGUUGAGCAACAUUUUAAUAUGGAAAGUUCCACUAGCCAUAUGAAUUCUGACGUUUCGGAGAGGCCAGGAAAUAAAAUAUUAGGUGAACAGAGACGGUGUCUCUUGAAAUUUUUCACUUCGCAAGAAUUACUGGUGUCUUGCCGGGGAUACACUGUAUUCUCAGACUGUGAAGUGAGCCUCGUGAUACCACUCAGUAAAUUUCGUUGUGUUUCUCGGUUAAGGAACGUAGUCAGGUAGCCUGGGAGUCUUCUGAGUUUGUGGGUCCCCCUCCCUCACAAUUAGUGGGAUCACUAGUUUUUCUUUGGCCUUGUUCUUUCUCAUUGACAUCCUCCCCUUUUUUAACACGACUUGAUGAAGGCAGCCAGGAAGGGCGGGACUGGCAUCUGGGUCCUCUGGGCCCUGCAUCACCGAGAGCGGAGGUUCGGAGGCAGACCGCCCGGGACACGAUUCUGGCUCCACUGCCUUCUGCCUCCGCGGUCCUAGACGAGAGGCCUCUGUGAGCCUCGCUUCCGCCUGGAAGUCGGGGUAACCGCAGCACCCAUCAGAGAUCCUGAGGGUCAGACGGCACAACCCGUGUAAAGCCUUUAGCACGGUGCCUAGAACGUAGUAAGUGCAAUAGAUGGUAGCUGCUACUGCUACUACCGUUGUCGCGAUUAUUGUUUCUCAGGGGAAAAGGUGUGAAAAGCUAGCUCUUCUGUUUUCUCGUCAUUUUAAUUGAACCAUUAUUUAUGGGUAAUAUCUGCCUUUUCUGCCAAGCUAUGUCUGUUAUUAAAUGGCAUGUUUUGCCGUUGGGAAUACAAGAUUGCCCUCAGAGUGUUCUUGUGGGGGGAGGGAGGGGAAGCAGACUGAAAUCCUUAAAUCUAAAACUUGUGUUUAUUUGUGUCUGUGAAAAAUAAAAUUAUUGAGAGAACUAGUUGGUGGUAAGUGGUAAAAGUAUUGAAUCUCUGAAGACCGUAUAAAUAAUAAGACACCAAACCGUA
Molecule: messenger RNA, 2343 nt
Organism: Phyllostomus discolor (pale spear-nosed bat)
Lineage: Eukaryota; Metazoa; Chordata; Mammalia; Chiroptera; Phyllostomidae
Gene: SRP9
Product: signal recognition particle 9
Exons: 3
Coding region: 151-411 (86 amino acids)
Biological process (GO): SRP-dependent cotranslational protein targeting to membrane; negative regulation of translational elongation
Cellular component (GO): signal recognition particle, endoplasmic reticulum targeting
Molecular function (GO): 7S RNA binding
Source: RefSeq, a predicted model, not a curated record